UCACUUGAGAGACAUAUUUAUGGCAGAGUAGUCAAACUAACAGCGAGCAGAAAUUCGUCUGAACUACGUAUAUUCGAUUGUUCGAGGGUUCAAAAUGUCAGCAAAGAAUGAAGAUUAUGAUUCUGAUGUGUUAAGCAGAAACGAUGACUCUGCCUACAUUACACUCGGCAUGCUUGGGGCUGUCCUCUUCUUCCUCUUGUACUUGUAUUGGUGUGCCGGGCAAUGUGCGAAGCAAAACAUCCUACGGAAGCGUAAAGAAGAGGCCUCAGAGAGCCUGCGCACAAAUGCAGAGGAUCCCCCUGUCAGUGAGCCACCCCCACAUAGCAUUCCGAAAACGCAACAAGUUCUUCCGCCAGCAGUUGCUAUGCUCAAAUCGCCUUAAAGAGAUUCCAACCGUGACAAUUGUAGAGAUUCCUAACAGAGUCACUUGUCCCUUCUGCUCCGGUGUCUCGUCGGAUUGCCCGCUUUCAACGAACCCGGCCUACUUGUAUGCUCAUCCGCCACCAGCUUACCAACCCCCGCCAGACUACUCGUCUCUCGUGUUUCAAGAGAUCCCUAAAUUACAACAGACAUUUCCAAGUCCGGACAGUGCACCCAGCUUUGACCAUCCAAAACGAUAUUCACUUGGAUGCAAAUACAGCACUUCUUUCUGAAGUCUCUCUUGAAGAUGAAACGGCCAAAUCAAUGUAACUAUUCAAUGAACUGACUUUAAAUUCGGCAAAGAUCCAAACCAACCAUUCUUGUGAAGAGAUAUUCUAACGGACAGUGCGUUAAAGAAUAACUGAUCAAUGAUACGGAAGCUUUCAUGUAACUUUGUAUUUAGAGAGUAAAUAUAGAACGUGGUUGUGUACGUAACAAUUUGUUUAUAAAUUUAAUAACAUCAA
Cryptotermes secundus is the source of this 884-nucleotide messenger RNA. RefSeq lists its product as uncharacterized. Lineage: Eukaryota; Metazoa; Arthropoda; Insecta; Blattodea; Kalotermitidae. The record is from RefSeq and is a predicted model, not a curated record. The transcript is spliced from 6 exons. The coding region runs from base 144 to 653 and encodes 169 amino acids.